Messenger RNA from Brettanomyces nanus, 381 nucleotides. RefSeq lists its product as uncharacterized. NCBI's taxonomy places the organism in Eukaryota, Fungi, Ascomycota, Pichiomycetes, Pichiales, Pichiaceae. Gene Ontology annotation, cellular component: preribosome, large subunit precursor; nucleus; nucleolus. The record is from RefSeq and is a predicted model, not a curated record. Gene Ontology annotation, biological process: ribosomal large subunit biogenesis; endonucleolytic cleavage in ITS1 to separate SSU-rRNA from 5.8S rRNA and LSU-rRNA from tricistronic rRNA transcript (SSU-rRNA, 5.8S rRNA, LSU-rRNA); ribosome biogenesis. The transcript has 2 exons. The coding region runs from base 1 to 381 and encodes 126 amino acids. Gene Ontology annotation, molecular function: protein binding.
AUGCUAACGAAUUUGACAGUCGUAGAGUUACCAGAUCCAUUAUAUGAAUUACCAAGAGAAAAGGCACUUCCAAAGCCUAAAGAAAAGACCAAAUGGGAGAAGUUUGCAGAAGCCAAAGGUAUUAAAAAGACAACCAGAAGAGGAAGGCAAGUUUAUGAUGAAGAGAAGGAAGAAUGGGUUGGUAGAUGGGGAUAUAAGGGAAAGAAUAAAGAAGUUGAUAAUCAAUGGUUGGUUGAACUUGAUGACACUGAUAAGAAAGGAGAGGACGAUAAUGAUGAUGAGAUUGAUCCAAGAAAGUUGAGUCGAAUGGAGAGAAAGAAGUUGGUCAAGAAGAAUACCCUUCAUGAGAAGCGUAAUAGACUUAAUGGGGGACCUAAAUAA